Messenger RNA from Sceloporus undulatus (fence lizard), 5917 nucleotides. RefSeq names its product RAB39B, member RAS oncogene family (gene RAB39B). Gene Ontology annotation, cellular component: Golgi membrane. Bases 98 to 739 code for a protein of 213 amino acids. Gene Ontology annotation, molecular function: GTP binding; GTPase activity. The transcript is spliced from 2 exons. Gene Ontology annotation, biological process: Rab protein signal transduction. Lineage: Eukaryota; Metazoa; Chordata; Lepidosauria; Squamata; Phrynosomatidae. The record is from RefSeq and is a predicted model, not a curated record.
AGUCUGAGAAGGGUGAGGAGGAGAGGAAGAGGAGGAGAAGGAGGGAGAGGGAAAGAAGGGCGAAGAGGAGGGCGAGGGUGCCUGGGCCGGUGGGAGGAUGGAGGCCAUCUGGCUGUACCAGUUCCGGCUGAUCGUGAUCGGGGACUCAACGGUGGGCAAGUCCUGCCUGAUCCGACGCUUCACAGAGGGCCGCUUUGCCCAGGUCUCGGACCCCACUGUCGGCGUGGACUUCUUCUCCCGUUUGGUGGAGAUCGAGCCUGGCAAGAGGAUCAAGCUCCAGAUCUGGGACACCGCGGGACAGGAGAGGUUCAGAUCGAUCACCCGCGCCUACUACAGGAACUCAGUCGGUGGCCUGCUCCUCUUUGACAUUACUAACCGCAGGUCCUUCCAGAACGUCCACGAGUGGCUCGAGGAGACCAAGGCCCACGUCCAGCCCUACCAGAUCGUCUUUGUUUUGGUGGGCCACAAAUGCGACCUUGACACCCAGCGACAAGUCACCAGGCAUGAGGCCGAGAAACUGGCCCUCGCCUACGGCAUGAAGUACAUUGAAACCUCGGCCCGGGAUGCCAUCAACGUGGAGAAAGCCUUCACCGACCUGACUCGGGAUAUAUAUGAGCUGGUGAAACGGGGAGAAAUCACCAUCCAAGAAGGCUGGGAAGGGGUCAAAAGCGGGUUCGUCCCCAACGUAGUGCAUUCCUCCGAAGAGGUGGUGAAAUCAGAUAGGCGAUGCCUGUGCUAAUGGAUGGAGUCCAAGCGAAGGAGGAACCGAGGCUGAACGUGACGAACCAAAACAUACCCUGCUAUACAGACUUGGUGUGUUGGAAGGAUUAUGGAAGGAUACAAAUCUAUAUAUAUGAAAAGAAAGGCUGUGGUGGUGGUGGUGGUAGUAGGGCCGGCACCGAUCCUUGGUGCUUUGGACUUCAGAAGAACAAAAUCGCGAGGGGCUUUGUAAACUCCAUUAUGUAGGAAUGAACCCAGAUGCAUGCUAUAUAUUGUAGGAGACGGGGUGAAGUCAGACAGCAAAGGUCCAAGGAGUAGUAAAGCGUCAGGGCAUUUUACACAGCCUUGUUCUGAACAAAUCUGCCCUUGAGUGCUUUGUUUGGAAACCACAGUCUGAUUAGCCUAUUGAUAAGAAACAUAUUUAGAGGAGGAGAAAUACAGAGAGAGAGAGAGAGAGAAAAUGUGGCUUCUAUUAACAUUAUAUUUUUUAGGGAUAUUAAAACAUAACCUGGUUGUUCGUCCCUUUGCGCUCCCUUGCUGGUUAAUACCAAAAGGGAAAAACAUGUGUACAGAAAGAGUUGAGAUAGCUAGGCCUAUACCUUGGUACAAUCUAAACCCCUUUUAAAGGAAAAAAAAUGUUGGUCGCAGAGACCCAUUCGAAACGCAGCCCCCCCAAAAUCAAAUUUUCUUCAUUGGUCAAGCCCUUUCUGAAGGCUUCUGCUCCCAGGAAUUUGAUGGCUCAGCCAUUGCUUCUCUGGUAUUAAACUGGAAAUGUCACCAGGGUUUUUUUGUUACUGUAAACGCUUGCCAUCAGUUCUGGAAAAAUCCUCAGCUGCGCAUGAGAUGUAAUUCAAGUGUGGAUUCAGCCGACAUCAAGCUUGAGGCAAUUUUUGCCUGUUUUUACACAUGUAAACUUGCCUAUAAUGAAGGAUCAGGGAAGGAAAGAGGGAAAAGGAAAUGCAUCUCAAGGGAGAACGCCAGGUUUUCAUAAUGAUGCUUUUGCUUUGGGAGAAAGCGGGUUCAAAGGCAACACAGGGUUUGCUCUUUGUGUAUUUCCAUUUACUAGCAGUUGAAAGAGAAGCCCAGGACAGGGUCUGUGACGAAGGAAGGCAAUAGAAGAGUUAAGGAGAGGUGCAAGAAAGAAAUGUAAGCUUUUGACAGCAGGAUUUGCUCUGACUUGGUUCAUGCAGGUUUAAGGAAGGCUUGGUUUCUUCCAUAGACCAUCAACCCGUUGGGUUCGGCAAGGAAGAUGUGAGAGUGAAGGAAGGUCUAGGGACAAGAUAAUGUAUUGCAAGAUACAUAGUGGCGUUAUUUUGUUUUUGCAAAUAACUUGAUGUGGGUGAUGUUGUAGAGAGGGAUUUGAAGGUCCAAGAACACAAGUUCCUUGUGCGCCACUGGAUUAUACAAGAUGCCUGCCUAACCAAGAUUAAUCUGUGUUAUCUCCUGAUGCACCGCCACGCUUUGUAUCAUGGAUCAUUUUGUUUAAAAAGCCAGGCUGUUAUCUUAAGACACGCAUGAGAGUCUGGCUUUAAAACAAAAGGAAAUGCUGCUGGAAUCUCUCACAUGCAACUUUGAAAUUUCAGGAUGUGCAAAUGCACAUGGAGGGGAAAGGCAGCACAGUACGAUCAUUUUAUUUCUGCACAUUAGCUCAAGUGUGACUUUUGCAGCCAUACAAUGGCAAAUGUGGAAGAAGUAUAAUAUAAGCAUAAUUUGGUUGUGUUGAAAAUAAGAAGUAGAGGAGCUUCGUAGUCAUGGAAAGUUUAAAAAUCUGAGCUCAUAGUGAUUCCCAAACUUUGGUCUUCCAGAUGUUUUGGACUUCAGCUCCCAGAAGCCCCAGUUUGACUGACAGGAAUUCUGGGAGCCGGAGUUCAAAACAUCCGGAAGUAUCUAACCCAUAUAAAGAGUAUGAAAUAUGAAAACAAUAGAUGAAGUACAUAGGUUCAAGGUAUGUUACUGUUGGAUGGUUGGACCCAGGUAUACAUUGCAUUCAGUUUUUUGGAUGACAGUUCCCAGCAUUCCUGAGCCAAGGUUUAGGUUAGUCACGUUCUUGGUUAGUGCAAACGCAAAGGUGAUCAAUGGGGGGGGGCUUAUUGUACUUGUGACUAGGUCCCAUCAAAACACAAUUAAAUCUGGAUCUUCACUUUUGUAUCUCGAAAGGAUUUGAAGUUCUAGGGUUAACGUUAUGGAAAAGGCUACCCCAAAUGUAAGUUGUAUUUAGGGCUGGAGACAUGAAGGCCAGGAGGAGGACAAGCAGAGGAAAAAUGUCUCCUCUUAAUAUUAGUUGAUUAAAACUACUUUAAUUAGGAGACAAAUUCCUAGAUAAACAGCUGAUUUACUAUAUUAUAUAUACACAUAAAUUUGCAAGUAAGAAAAAUGUCUCUAAAGGAAUAGGAAUUGGUUUUAGAUCAUGCACAUGUCAGAGGCAUUUCAUCGCUCUCACUGCUGCCUUCUAGGGAUGUUUUGUUUCUCAGCUUUUCUUUUUUAAAUGUGAAAACUUGAAGUUUCUCAUUCAUACAUGAUUAAAUGUUGCAGUUUACAAGCAGUUUCUAAGGCCAAAUAGGUACUAUCGCUUUUUUUAAAGGGUUAGCGAUUUCCAUUUUAUCUUGUCAUUACUGUUUUUAAAAAGCAGUUUUUGCCAGGUGCUAGAAGACGCGCUUCAGUACCUUACGGUGCAAUGGCUUCUAAGAUCACCUCUCAACGCUGGCUUUUACAGGCGAUGGUUGUUUUGCAAAAAGCAAAAGAACUUAAACUUUAAGUUCAUUGCGUGUGCCUCGGCAUACUAGUUUUACACAACAUAUCACACACACACAGACAUCGGUCCAAAUCCAAAGGAGGCUGGUUCCCAGUAAUGCUUUUAAAGCAGAGGUGGAAAAAUCUGGCCCUCUGUGGAUUUCCAACUUUUCUAUCUUUUCUUCUAAAACAGUUAAUGCCUCCCCAAAAAUUUAAUUACUGACAGUAACAAUUUUAGUGGUUUUAGAAAAAUGCUACCAUUUUGGGUCCCAUACUUUUUGCCUUUGGUCCCAAUGACAACUUGAAUGCAACUCCCUUCCCAAACCUUCAGGUAAGAGUACUUGCAACUAGAGACCGAUCAUUGACCAACAACUAAUCCUAUACUUUUCGUCAGGGUUUGGCCAACUCUCCUCUGGAUUUGAGCCACUAUGUUGAAGGCAACUAGCCAAGUAUUGGUGCAGACACCGUUAUCUGAAAGUGAAGGUAUCUGUUUAGUACAAGAUGCCAAGACUUAAGCUUGGGACCUUCAAGCAUAUCCUUUCCUAGUUUUGCCAGAGCAAUCCUAAGCAUUUAGAAACCGGCCCAAUUGCGAUUGUAACCACUUUCUCCUUGGUUUUUAUGUUUCAUAAGCAAACCAAUAAUGCACACAUCUCAACUACAUCCUUUGUGGGGAAAAUUAAAAAUCUUCUAGUUUCCAGUAUGUCUCUUUCUCUCUAAUAUGGACGCAGCAGAUGGUAGGAAAUCUGCAUGUAUCUAUAAUCAUGUUACUGUCUUUGAAUUGGUAUUGUAUCAUGCGUUGCAAUUAGAAAAGAAGGUACAAUGUAUAGGAAACGUAAGAUCCUUUUACAGGCCCAAAUCUGAUCCUAACUCCUACAAACCCAGUGAAUCCAUGGCUGGAUGGUAAAUUAACACUUAUUCAAAUCCUGUUCAUUUCAACAAAUCUAUUCUAGCUGGGAUUAACAAUUGGACGUCGGCCGUAAUUCGGAUGAAACCCGGCAACGUAAUUUUAAAUAAGACAUUACGGACAAUGUCUAGUUCCUAGUCCCUACCAGAGUAGACCCACUGAGUAUCAAUUCCUGAGAGCUACGUCUUCACUUAUAGAAAUCCUAUUGCUUCAGCCUGUUUAAGUCAGGCUUAGCAGUUGGACUUAAGCCUCAAAGCUCUCCUGGGGAAGAUAUCCAUUUCACUAUCUGCACCUAUAAGCACAUAUUUGAUUUUCGAAAUUCUAAAAGGGACUGAUACAUUGUGUUUUACAGUUCUGUAUUGCUUUUAAGCCAGGUCUGAACUGGGAGAUAUGGGUUGACCUUACUAGAGCAAAACAACCCCAAAGUCCACACAGACGCCAGCAAAACUUUAUCUCAGGCGUGCAAUUGAUUCCCAAACUUUGGUCCUCCAGAUCUUUUGGACUCCAGCUCCCCAAAGCCCCAGCCAUCUUGGCCAACGGUCAGGGAUUCUGGGAGCUGAAGUCCAAAACAUCUGGAGGACUAAAAUGUGGCAAGAGUAACCAAUUUCAUUUCUUCCCCGUCUCAGUACAAUGUAUAGGAAAGGAAAAAUCCUUAUAGGUAAAUUUAUAGGCCUAAAUCUAAUUCCAACUCCUACAAACCCACUGAAUGGUAAAUUAACACUUAUUUAAAUCCUAUUUGUUUCAACAAGUCUAUCCUAGCCGGGAUUAACAACUGGACAUUAGUCCAUAAUUCGGAUUAAACCCGGCGACAUUUGAUAUUGCCUUAUAUUUUUAGGCAGCUUCUAUAAAUGAUCAGCAAGGGUCGGGGGGAAAUCCUUCUGUACAGAAAUAGAAAAGGGGCUUUGUAAGAUGAAAACCUCAUUUUUCUUAACCGGCUUUAGCCGCAAAAGAAAAAUCUGAGACUGUAAAAAAAUUUAAAGGAAGCUUUCUUUUUCUUUUGUCGCUUUCUGUAAAGGGAAGGGGGGAAACCCGGACAAAACAAGACACCAAUUUCACAAUCUCCGUCUGCAUGUUGGAUUCAAAAAUCCUUCUGUACCUCCAGGUUCAAUACAAACCAACCAACAAACGCUUUUCUAUUGUACACACUUUUGCCCUAGCUUUCCGUUGUAUGCACUGUAAUGAAAUGUGACAAUAUGCUGUAUUUAGCUGUGCGUGAAUGAAAAUGAUGCUUGUACCUAGCAAAACGGUUCAUGUGAUUAUGUGACAUUCGAAACUUGUAAAGAAAAAAAAUCCUUGCAUUGUAUUAUUAUUAUUAUUAUUAUUAUUAUUAUUAUUAUUAUUACUAUUUCUUCCUCUUAUUUUUCAUCAAGCCGUCUAGUAACUCUGUAUCCAGCAACUGGGGAAAAAACCCUGAUACAGAGUAAUCGGGUAAUAAUAAAAAACGUUAAGAUGCUGUUUAAUAACAGAAUCCACCGGCGUUUUUCCGACUCAAAAACGAUGCGCUCGCCCAUUGUUCCACGGUUUUUCAAUGAGUCAUUCUUCUGCAAAAGGAGCCGGAAUAGU